Stylonychia lemnae is the source of this 1140-nucleotide messenger RNA. The record is from the annotation of a GenBank genome assembly. NCBI's taxonomy places the organism in Eukaryota, Ciliophora, Spirotrichea, Sporadotrichida, Oxytrichidae.
AUGAGGACUCUUGCUUAGCCUUUGAGAGCGCAAUUCCUUAGACAGCAAUCAUAAUUCCAAGAUUAUCUCAUUUUACAGAGGUUGGGCCAAGGCAGCUUUGGAACUAUUUUCAAGGUCAGCAAUCUAUUCGUAAUGAAAGAAAUUGAAGUUGAUGAUGAGAGUACUUUGAAGAAUUGCUAGCAGGAAAUGAGUUUACUAAAGGCUAUUUCUCAUUAACAUAUUGUCAAAUAUGUUGACUCUUUUAUGAAAUCGUCGAAGUUUUAUAUCAUUAUGGAAUACUGUGAGAAGGGUGAUUUAAAUGAUUAUAUUCAGAGGCAAGGAACAAAUAUGGACAUACCUGAGUCUAAAAUAUGGAGACUGAUACUAUAAAUGUGCUUAGCCUUAGAAUUCAUUCACGAGAAUGGAGUUAUUCACUCGGAUCUAAAGCCUCAAAAUAUUUUACUCACUGGGAGAGACUAAGAUAUAUUUGGGCACUUGGAGCAAUAAUAUAUGAGAUAUGCACUUGAUGAAAAGCCUUUGAUGGUGUAAAUGAUGAGAACAUUAAAAAUAAAAUAAUUAGCUUUCCACAUCCACUUCUUCCUUAAGAUAAAUAUUCCUCAGAUCUUAAUCACUUUUAUACUCUCUAUAUCAGAUGAUGUUAGAAUCUUUGAUUCUCGCAAAUAGCCUAGAUUUAAAAACUUUGUGAAUUCUGGAGUUCAAGAUUAUUUAGUUGAUGAAUCUAUUGAUGAAUCUCAGAUGAAUCGUAGCGGAAGAAGGUAAUCUAAGAAAAUGAAUGAAAGUAGAGUGAUGAUUGAAAAUCAAAAGUAGGAGCGUAGAUAAAUAAUGAUUUCAAAUGUUGAGCAGUAAUACUUUACUAAACAAUAGAGUAAUUAGGAAUUUUACAAAGAUAUCUUAAAGAAGAAGAAAAAUGUAAGGAAUGAAAUGGACAAAUCUCCUCUUAGAUAAAAUACAAUAAAUAGCCAUUAAAAUUCUUUGGUUCAACUUCUAAAUUACUAGUAUCUUGCAUCUAGCGAAUCUUUGAACAGAGAAGAUAGGCUCAGGUAGACAAUCAAUAAAAAUGCUUAGAAAUUUCCCGAUCAUCAAACUUAACCCUUAGCUUAGGAUCUUUUUGUUAACAAAUACAAUAAAGAUAAGUCCUGA